AGUGAGAAUGGUAUAUGUAGAAUUUGUCAUGAAGGUGAUGGAAAUGAAGAAUUAGUAGCACCAUGUUAUUGUGCUGGUUCUGUAGGGGCAUUACAUCUGACGUGCCUGGAACGUUGGCUGGGUACAUCUAAUACCACACGCUGUGAAAUCUGUCAGUAUCAGUUUAAAGUAGAGAGACAGUCUAGAUCAUUCUGGCAGUUCUUGCGUCACCCAUCAGUAACAGCAGACAGAAGAAAUAUGAUGUGUGACGUUGUUUGUUUUCUAAUCUUAACACCACUUACUGGUAUUAGUGCCUUCCUGUGUAUGAUGGGGGUACAACAUUAUGCUCAGUGGGAUGGAAGGUGGGAGGUUCCAGGUCUAGCCAUGCUAACUUGUUGUUUAUUAGUCAUAUAUACCAUCUGGUGUUGUGUGGCUAUGAGACAUCAUUAUAAAGUUUGUCGUGAAUGGCAGAAUCAGAAUCAGAUCAUUAAAAUACGA
Molecule: messenger RNA, 477 nt
Organism: Lottia gigantea (owl limpet)
Lineage: Eukaryota; Metazoa; Mollusca; Gastropoda; Lottiidae
Exons: 3
Biological process (GO): protein ubiquitination
Molecular function (GO): ubiquitin-protein transferase activity; zinc ion binding
Source: RefSeq, a predicted model, not a curated record